Messenger RNA from Dimorphilus gyrociliatus, 3073 nucleotides. The record is from the annotation of a GenBank genome assembly. NCBI's taxonomy places the organism in Eukaryota, Metazoa, Annelida, Polychaeta, Dinophilidae.
AAUGGAGGGAGAAAUUAAUCCCACUUUUGAUGAUGAACAACUUGACUCAUUUCAUGUUGAAGAGACUAAUAAGAUAGAGAAUAAUAGCUUGGAAGCUCUAGAUUCUAAGAAAGAACUUGAUAAAGAAAUUAAUCGGGAACCAUUAAAAUUAUGCAGAUUCUUAAUGAAUCAACCAAAGUUAACUUUUGGAAUUACCCUUUGCUCUCAUAUUUGCUUAACAGUAGUCACUGUUGGUCUAUUCUUAGGAGGAAUUGAUAUAUUUCCAAUUGUAUUUGAUAGAAUUCCAUUGGACUUUCCAAAAGAUGACCAUUUUUUAAGAACAAUGGCUUGGAGUCAAAGAAAUGAACCUGAUUAUAUGAUAACAAGAGGAAGGGACAAAAAUGCUAAACAAGUUCAACAAACUAUAUUUUAUAAUGCAAUAGAACUGAAUUUUGUCGGAGUUUCCAGAGAUAAAAAUGUCCUUACAAAAGAAAAUUUACUAGCUAUUAAAAAGGUUCAAGAAGAAUAUUUGGCAACCAACAAUUACAAGGAACAUUUCUGCCUUAUAGGCCUAAAUGGGAAAUGUUCACCUGCUUUGUCAAUUUUACAAUAUUUCACCAAAUCAAAAGAUUUUGACAACAUUACUGAAAUAUUGUACAAAGUUAGUAAAGAUCAAAAAACAGCUUCUGAAUUUGAGUAUUUCCUUAGUAAAGAUGCUGAAAUAAGUGAAAAAAGAGCAUUUUCAUCAAGAACCAGAUUGAGAAUAAAUAUAGGAGGACCAUUGAAAGGUUUUGACAAAAUUGAUGAGCAUAAGGAAGAUUUAGAAAUGACAAAAAGAUAUGAAGAUUUAUUGAAAGAUUAUGCAGAAAAAGGAGAUGAAUACUUUGAAAAUGGUGUCAAUGGUAUGGAAUUUUAUCAUUUUUGUCCUAUUCUACUUAAUGUUAAAAUUCGAAGCAUGGUAUUCAGAGAUUUAAGUUUGGCAGUGGGUUCUAUGCUUUUUAUUGUUGUAUUUAUGCUCAUUCAAACUCAAUCAUUCUGGAUAACAUUUUUGGCAGUAUAUUCUAUUUUUAGCAGUUUUCUUAUCACAAAUCUUAUCUAUUACGGAGUUUUACGCUUUACAUAUUUUGGUGUUUUUCAUAUUCUAGACAUAUUUAUCAUUCUUGGUAUUGGAGCUGAUAAUGUUUUUGUUCUCUAUGAUACUUGGAGAGAAACUUCUUAUCAUAAAUAUCCCACUAUAGCGCAUCGAUUGUCCCAUUGCUAUAGAAAGGCAUCAAUUGCAAUGUUCUAUACCACUCUUACAACUGCAAUAGCCUUUAUUGUGUCAGCAGCUUCCCCAUUUAUGACUGUUUAUACAUUUGGUGUUUUUUCCGCCAUUUUGGUGAUAGUUAACUAUCUUUCAGUGAUUAUAUUCCUUCCUUGUGUAGUUUUUACUUAUGCAACUUUCUGGGAUAAAUUUAAAUGCUGCUGUUGCUGUAAAAAAAAUCCAAAAGAUAAAGAUAAUAGUAAUGAUAUUAAAAAGAAGAAUAUUAUUGUUAGAUUCUUCUCUGGACCAUAUUUUAAAUUAAUUACAAAUAGAAUUGCAAGAUGGUUUAUACUUGCAUUUUUUGCUGGACUUUUUGCAGCUUUUGUCUAUUUUGCAAGUACUUUGAAAGUAAAUCAGGAAGAAACAAAAUUCUUAAAGGAUAGCAGUAACUAUGGUCGAUACCUUGCUGAUGCAUCUACAAAAUAUAAAGGAAAUCCUGAUAAUAUCAUUAAAAUCUAUCUUGUUUUUGGUCUAAAACCACAAGAUAGAUCUGAUUGUUAUCAUACGGAUUUUAAAUGUACUGGAAAACAACAUUGGGAUAAUGACUUUAAUUUGAGUAGUAAUAAAACUCAACAAAAAUUUCUUGAAUUCUGUCAACUAUUACAUAAUUUAAAAGAAGAAAACACCAAAGAUUUGUACAUAAAGAGGGAUAAGAGUACAAAUGUACCGGAAGUGUUGUGUUUUAUGAAGAAUAUGAUAGAAUUUUACAAAAAUGAUGCCUUGAAUUUGACAUAUAAACACAGCAUUCCUUUUGAUGUCAGAACCAGCCAUGACAUAUUUGCUAAUGAUAAUAGUGGAUUAUACAAGGAUAUAGGAAAAUUGAAAGGUGAAGCUGUUAACAAACAUUUUGAAUUAGCUAUGGAUUGGUGGUUAUUUAAUGGAACUAAUCCACCUCCUGGUACCAGUCCUCCAAGACGAUCAACUGACUUUGCACUCUUCAAUGAACUUUUAGGAGAAGAGAAGUUAAAGGGAAGUGUCACUUAUAAAAAACAUUUAGAGACAAUUGUCUAUGGAACAAAGCUAAAAUAUGCUGCCAUUAUUGUAAAUACAACAAUUGAAAGGAAUAGAAUAGGAUACACUAAAGGUUUAGAAAUUAGGGAUAAAUGGGAGGAUUUUAUCAAUAAACAGAGUGAAAAUUUACCAAAUGAAUUAAAUGGUGUUUGGCAAACAGCUAUUGAGAAUGUUGAAAGGGUAGAUAGUGGAAAAUCUAUAUGGCAUUGGUUGGCAGUUCAAAGAAUAUUGGUAGGUUCAGCUAUUACUGGCAUUGCAAUUGGAGUUGGUUUAUCAUGCCCUAUUCUUAUUGUUGCAACCCAUAAUAUAUUUGUUGGCAUUUUGGCUACUAUAACUAUUGCUUGUGUUACAGUUUGUGUUAUUGGUGUAUUGCCAAUAGCUGGUUGGAAACUAGGGUUAAUGGAAUCUUUGAAUUCCGUUUUGGUUGUUGGAUUGGCUGUGGACUAUAUUGUACAUUUAGCAGAAGGCUAUUCCAGAUCAGUUUACAAAUCAAGAGAAGAAAGAGUAAAAGAUAUGUUGACUCAAGUCGGUGUUUCAGUUCUUUCUGGAGCUAGUACAACACUAGGAGCUUCAUUUUUCUUGUUAUUGGGAGAUCUUUUAUUUUUUGUUGAAUUUGGAGCUUUUAUGUUUGCAACUAUUGGUUUUUCAAUUGUAUGGGCUCUGGGUUUUUUUUCUACAAUUCUGGGUAUGUUUGGACCGCAAAAUAAUUUUGGAUCAUUAAAACCAGUUUAUUCAUGGAUUAUCAGUAGAUGUAAUAGACAACAGAGUAGCAAUCAGUAG